This is a messenger RNA of Mycena indigotica, 1854 nucleotides long. RefSeq names its product General amidase. The transcript has 12 exons. The coding region runs from base 1 to 1854 and encodes 617 amino acids. The record is from RefSeq and is a predicted model, not a curated record. NCBI's taxonomy places the organism in Eukaryota, Fungi, Basidiomycota, Agaricomycetes, Agaricales, Mycenaceae.
AUGGAGUCGGACUCUUCGGAGCAGGUUUGGAUUGAUUUUAAAACGGCACAACAACUGCCGUUGUCAGCAAUGCCUCCACCACCAUCGUCUCUUACCACGUCGCUCCUUCCACAUAACUGGCAAGAGAAAUGUGAUCAUCGCAAACAGGCUCAGCUGGACUCCAUACCGUCUGAAUGGAUCUUGAAACCCCUUCCCAAAGAACAACUGAAUGUCAUGGCCAUUCCUCGACAAUGCGGCUUGUUGUCCCAACUAGAACUUGAAAUCACGGAGACAGUCGACAUCGCUACACUGCUGGAGAACCUUCGUCUGGGACUUUGGUCCUCUGUUCAAGUCACAACCGCAUUCUAUAAGCGAGCGGUCAUCGCACAGCAAUUAACCAACUGCCUCACGGAAAUAUUCGUGGAGCGAGCACUUGCCCGGGCUAAAGAAGUGGAUGAUCAUCUUGCGCGGACGGGGACAGUUUUGGGGCCUUUACACGGGCUCCCUAUAUCUUUGAAGGACCAAUUCAGUAUGGAGGGACUCGAAACUAUAAUGGGCUACGCCAAAUGGAUUGGACGAGUUGCAACCUCUGACUGUGUGCUUGUGCAACUGUUGUACGAAUGCGGCGCGGUUCCUUUUGUGCGGACCAAUGUUCCUCAGACCCUGAUGCAUGGAGAAACACACAAUCACGUUUUCGGUCGUACAUUGAAUCCCUACAAUACUUCGUUUACUCCCGGUGGCUCUUCCGGCGGAGAAGGCGCUCUAUUAGCGAUGAAAGGCAGCCCCCUCGGGGUAGGUACCGAUAUUAGUGGCUCCCUCCGAAUACCCAGUGCUUUCUGCGGUCUUUAUACCCUCCGUCCGUCUUACGCGCGACUUCCCUACUAUGGUGCUGUGAACGCACUAGAAGGGCAAGAGUCAAUUAAUUCUGUUCUCGGGCCCAUGGCAAACUCGAUGUCUGGUGUCAAAAUCUUCACGAAGGCCAUUUUGGGGACAGAACCAUGGCGCCGUGAUCCUUUAGUACUGAGAAAGCCUUGGAGCGAGAGUGAGUAUCAACUCGAAUAUCAUGGAGGUGGUGGGAGAUUGUGCUUUGCAAUAAUGUGGGACAAUGGUGUAGUCAAGCCUCAUCCGCCACUUCAUCGAGCAAUGCGAACGGUUAAACGUGCGCUCGAGGCAGCCGGACAUCAAGUCAUCGACUGGGAGAAUCACCGCCAUCUCGAAAUAUACAAAAACGCAGAAACAAUAUUCGCUGCCGAUGGUGGACACGACUACCUAGCAGAAUGCGAAGGCGCUGAACCGCUUAUUCAAACAAUGCAGCUUUCGGAACAUGUUACCGACCUGGAGGUGCCUAAAUCCAGCAUCCCCAUCCUUGAGGAGCCUCUGGUUAAAAAGCUGGUUGGGAGACCUCAUCAUCGCAGCGCUUGGGAGGCCAGUCUAGACUUUGGCAACUACACAAAGAAAAACGCGAACUUAGGAAAUCCCACCUGGAUCACUGGGAAGCAACCGUUAUGCGGACAACAACUGGACGACCUGUCGAUGCAAUUAUUUGCCCUGCCGUCGCAUAUACAGCGGUUCCGCAUGGCGCUAACACGUAUAGACUCUUUCUACACAACUUUGUGCAGCGCACUUGAUCUCACCUGCUCUGUUUUCCCGGUAAACUCUGUCGACCCCACUCUGGAUGACAUUCAGCCACCACACGAAUUCUACAAUCACGAAGAUGAACAUAUAUAUGGUAUCUACGAGGCAGACAAAUUUCCGGGGUGUCCUGUCGGACUGCAGUUAAUCGGACGCGUCCAGGAAGAAGAGGCGGUUAUCAGGAUGACAGAAAUUGUGGCUGAGAUUCUGAAGGCAUCGUUUAUGGGAAUGUCAGACUCUUGA